AACCAAAGUGGAACUGUAUUUGGGUUACAAAGUGAGCUUCCUUAAGUCCUGAGCCCCACAGAGUCUCUCCUCGCUCCGCAGCGUGCCCUCCCGCAGAUGGGAGCGAGCACCGAGCCAGAACGCAGCAGCUGGUGUCUCCGGGCUGUAAGCAGACGUCUCCCCUCACACCACCGCCUUUCCUUAUCUGCGGCCCAGCGACGUGGCCUGGCUCCUUUUAUGAACAACAAAACCGUGAUGGGGGUGACAGGAGUCAGAAACAAUUCAGCGCAGGAAGCCGGGGUAUCCGGUGAGAAGUAAGACAGGAUGCGCCCUGGGUCAGGGGGCCUUGAAAGCCCUCAGCCUUUGUGUCCUUCUCGGCAACAGAGCGUCCACGUCGGAGCCCCGGGCUCCCCUCGCAGCUCAGCUGGGGCUGCCAGCCUCCCGCCCAGGGGACCCAGAGCCCAUGAUGGCCAUGUCGUUGGGCCUGCUGCUGCUGUUGCUGCUGGCCCUGCCCCGGGAGGGGGCCGCCGAGGGGCAGGAGGCCGUGGUCUGCGCGGGGGCGGCCUGCUACACAGCCCACUGGGGCAAGCUGAGUGCGGACGACGCCCAGCAGCGCUGCAGCAAGAAGGGGGGCAACCUGGCCACGGUGAAGACCGAGGAGGAGGCCCGGCACAUCCAGAGCGCCCUGGCCCGGCUCCUGCAGACGGCGGUGCCCCCGGCGGGGCGCAUGGGCCGGUUCUGGAUCGGGCUCCAGCGAGACAAGGGCAAGUGCCUGGACAGCAACCGGACGCUGAAGGGCUUCAGCUGGGUGGGCGGCGGGGAGGACACGCUCUACACCAACUGGUACAAGGGGGCCAAGAACUCCUGCAUCUCCAAGCGCUGCGUGUCCCUGCUGCUGGAGCUGUCGCUGCCCGCCCUCGGCAGCCUCCCCAGGUGGGCCGAGGGCCCCUGCGGGAGCUCCAGGUCUCCUGGGAGCGGCAUCGAGGGCUUUGUCUGCAAGUUCAGCUUCAAGGGGAUGUGCCGGCCCCUGACCCUGGGGGGCCCCGGCCGGGUGAACUACAGCACCCCCUUCCAGGCCAGCAGCUCCUCCCUGCAGGCUGUGCCCUUUGCCUCUGUGGCCAGCGUGGCCUGUGGGGACGGGGACGGGGUCGGGGCCGUGAGCUUUCAGAGCUAUUUCCUGUGCAAGGAGAAGGCCCCUGACGUGUUCGACUGGGACACCUCGGGGCCCCUCUGCGUCAGCGCCCAGCUAGGCUGCGACUUCAACAACGGGGGCUGCCAGCAGGAGUGCUUCGAGGGCGGGGAUGGCUCCUUCCGCUGCGGCUGCCGGCCGGGGUUCCGGCUGCGGGACGACCUGGUCACCUGCGCCUCCCGGGACCCCUGCAGCUCCAGCCCAUGUAGUGGGGGGGCCACCUGUGUCCCUGGGCCCCUCGGGAAGGACUUCACUUGCCACUGCCCCCAGGGCUACCAGCUGGGCCCCACUCAGCAGGGCUGCGUGGACGUGGACGAGUGCCGGGAUGCCCCCUGCGCCCAGGAGUGUGUCAACACCCCCGGGAGCUUCCGCUGCGAGUGCUGGGUGGGCUACGAGCCCAGCGGCCUGGGAGAGGGGCCCUGUUGGGAUGUAGACGAGUGCGCCCCUGGCCGCUCGCCCUGCACCCAGAGCUGCACCAACACCGAAGGCUCCUUCUACUGCUCCUGCGAGGAGGGCUACAUCCUGGCCGGGGAGGAUGGCACCCAGUGCCUGGACGUGGACGAGUGUGGCGGCCAGGAGGGCAGCCCCUGCGGCAGCCUGUGCUUCAACACGGAGGGGUCCUUCCGCUGUGGCUGCCUGCCGGGCUGGGAGCUGGCCCCUGACGGGGUCUCCUGCACCGAGGGCCCCACGUCCCCUGGCCCACCGCCCAGGCCUCCCCAAAGGGGGCACAUGGGCAAUGAAGAGGGGACGCUUGUGCUGUCUGCCACCACACCCAGUUCCACCGGGGACCCUGAGGGCACCUCCAAGGUGGCACCCACCUCCAGGGGAGCCUCCCUCCCCACCAGCAUCCCCGUCCCCGUCUCCCUGGCCCCACCUGAGAUGCUGGCCCCCAGUGGGACCCCUGGCACUGGGACGGAGCCCAGCACCCAUCAGCCCACGGCCACCGCUGCCCCCAGGGAGCUGGCAGGGGAGGACUUCAAGGCCGAACAGAGCGACGAGGGUGCGGACGGGCAGAGGCUGCUGCUGUUCUACAUCCUGGGCACCGUGGUGGCCAUCCUGCUCCUGCUGGCUCUGGCUCUGGGGCUGCUGGUCUGUCGCAAGCGCAGGGCCGGGAGGGAGGAGGAGGAGAAGAAGCCCCAGAGUGCGGCCGACAGCUACUCCUGGGUCCCUGAGCGCGCCAAGAGCAGGGCUACGGAGAACCCCUACAGUCCGACGCCGGGGACAGACUGCUGAAGGUGAGGAGGCCCCGAGACACUGACAGCAGCCACCGUCCUCAGAGCCCUCUGCCUGCCAGAAGCAGGACCCCUGUCCUCCUGAAAGACUGGACUGGAAUCGUAACAAAUCCUUGUAAACCUUGUCUUGAAACAUCUAGCAGCUUGAAAGGUGCAGGCUUCCCACGCGUGGUGGGUGGUGUUCCCGGAGUGGGAGUUGGUGGGGGGGGGUGAUAUUUCAGGAAUUUCAUGCGUAUUUACCACCCCCCUCCGUCUCCCUGUCCAAACGCAAACAUACGGAGCUCAUUCCGCCCCGUGUCUGGAUGGGGCUUGACAAGGCAGGUGCUAAUGGGGCCCCUUGGAACUUCUCUGCCCACGCACGUCAUCUAGGAAGAGGCCUGAGCCAGAGCCAGUCAGGGCUGGAAUGUGUUCCUCGUGGUGUUUCGGAGGCCACGGCGAGGAAUUGUUUGAUUCUGUAAGAUGCUGUUUCUGUGGGAGGGAGCAGGGUCAGAACUGGGGGCGUCCCUUUCCAUUCAGGCGUUUGCAUCCCCAGCUCUCCUGAGCUGGGAGCCACCUAAAUCCUCCAGAGCGACCAGAAGCACACGCAGCCAGCAGGCAAGGAGGCAGGAAGUUUAGAAAUCGCACUUUCCAGCUCUUCAGGUUCUGCGAGUCUUCAGUUUAUCUGCAGGUAAAGUCUGAACAAUGUGGGGAAAGUCACAGGCAGUGAGUUCAAAGGGCUUUUGGAAACAAGAGUGAGAGGGCAGGGUUUGUCUCCAAACUACUUGAAUCAGUGCCUCUAAAUAAAUGCACGGAUGUUGCCGCA
Messenger RNA from Camelus dromedarius (Arabian camel), 3202 nucleotides. It is a transcript of the gene CD93, whose product is annotated as CD93 molecule. Gene Ontology annotation, molecular function: extracellular matrix binding; extracellular matrix protein binding; calcium ion binding. Gene Ontology annotation, biological process: cell migration. Gene Ontology annotation, cellular component: external side of plasma membrane; extracellular matrix. The record is from RefSeq and is a predicted model, not a curated record. Bases 443 to 2401 code for a protein of 652 amino acids. The transcript has 2 exons. NCBI's taxonomy places the organism in Eukaryota, Metazoa, Chordata, Mammalia, Artiodactyla, Camelidae.